AUGGGCCCCAUGAACGUUAGCGUCGGAGUUGUUUUUAUGGUCGGGCGCGCCAAGAACAAAUUUGAACUAAAAAUUGUUCAAGAAGAAAGUGAAAAAUACCACGACAUUGUCCAGUCGCAUCUGGACGCGUUCAAGUUGGCGGCGCUGCGUGAUGUUGAUGGACGAAGGCCACGCUGGGGACGCGUAUGUCAGUUUGGGGAGGAUGAACGAGGAGUACACGCUCGCCAGCGCACACUCAGGGGCCCCCAGCGUUUUGAGUCUCCUCAGCAGGGAAACUACGGCGAUCACUACCGCCUGCUUACGUACAAGGGACUGGCCGGCCUCUACUGGAUCAAUAAACACUGUGCCCAUGUACCUUGGACUCUCCAUUCCGAUGACGACACCCACAUAGACAUUUUCCUGUACCACCGAGCCCUGCAACAGUUAGAUGCUGAGUCGGAGCCGAAGUUUGUAUGUAGCCACAUGAUGGGGCCCGCUCUUAGGGUUGGCCGGUACAAAGUAAGAUAUGAGGAAUACCCUGCCAAGGAAUAUCCGCUCUACUGCUCUGGCGGCGUGUGGUUCUUGCAUACUAAAUUCAUCAAACGGCUCUUGCUGGCCAAGAAGACUGUGCCAUAUUUGUGGGUGGACGACGCCUACAUCACAGGACUCCUAGCCAGGCGGGCGGGCAUCGGGCACCUUCCAUUCCAAAAAUAUUACGGGGGACCACAUGCUUAUCCGGAGAGGAUUGGUAAAGAGGUCGUCUGGUUUGUUAAAUUCGCUCCCCGUACAGAGUGGUGGCGAAACAUAGUUGAGUAUCACAAGAAAUAUUCCAUGAAUCAGCCUGCUACGCUAAUUCCGCGAACAUCCACGUAACAUAAUGCAAGGGAUUUUAUAGCAUUGCAAUGAAUGUGUCAUAUCAAUCACGUGAUAUCUAUUUUAAGUACCUCACAUUAUAUGACCAGUUCAAUUCCAUUAUACGAUUCUGUUCAGAAUAAUUUUAACCUCGAGUUUGUAUGUUCCCUUCCUAUAUUUAAAUUUUGUCAGCAGUCCUAUUUGCUUGCUUCUUAGCUUUUUCUUUAGAUCUUUUGUGAGGGUCGAAAUAUCUGAUACAUACUUUAAAACUAGCAGGAUACACCGAUUAUACCUUAACUCAAAAUCUCAACUGGAAACUUCAUAUCUCAUCUCUUACUAAAUCAGCUUCCUCGAGGCUGGGCGUUUUGUACCGUCUCCGCCAGUUCUUCUCCCCUGC
Molecule: messenger RNA, 1228 nt
Organism: Eriocheir sinensis (Chinese mitten crab)
Lineage: Eukaryota; Metazoa; Arthropoda; Malacostraca; Decapoda; Varunidae
Product: lactosylceramide 1,3-N-acetyl-beta-D-glucosaminyltransferase B-like
Exons: 3
Coding region: 1-852 (283 amino acids)
Cellular component (GO): membrane
Molecular function (GO): hexosyltransferase activity
Source: RefSeq, a predicted model, not a curated record